Molecule: messenger RNA, 799 nt
Organism: Contarinia nasturtii (swede midge)
Lineage: Eukaryota; Metazoa; Arthropoda; Insecta; Diptera; Cecidomyiidae
Exons: 4
Coding region: 34-771 (245 amino acids)
Source: RefSeq, a predicted model, not a curated record
UCAUUCGUCUCGAUUCAAUUUUUGUCUGUGAAAAUGUUGAAUCAAAAAUUGUUGAAUUUGCUAUUCUUUGGGAUUUAUGUUUUGGUGACAGUUGAAUCAGCACACAGAAAAUAUAAAAAUUCUGUCGAAAGUGCAAAAGAUGAGGAUUCUAUAAUUUGGCACAGGUUUAAUGCGAAAGACAUUGAUAACAAAACGAUAAUUGACUAUCAAAUUCGAAACAUACCAAAAUCGCUUUACAAAAAAGCAGUCAAUUUUAUGGUGGAACACUAUAUGCGAGAUGAGCCAAUAUCUAAAGAGAUGGGCAUUAUCAACAAUCGAACUGUUGUAAAACAAUACAGAGAAGACUGGCUGUCAAAUUUAAGUGAAGGGGUUUCAGUAGCCUGCUUCAAAGGUGACACCAAUAUUAUUGUUGGCGUACAAAUAUUAAACAUUGUGACAGACAAAACUAUGACCAUCUGUGGAUUUGAUGUAUUUAGUGAAUAUGACGUUGAUAUAUACAUAGACGACGAAGGAAUGGCAGUAGAUUCGGCAUAUCGAGGUCGAAAAAUUGGUCGAGAACUUCUUGUUGCCAGAAAAUCAAUUUGUGCCUUCUAUGGUAUCAGAGUGACAUCAAGUGUAUUUUCGUCAAUGUAUUCAAUUUCAAUGGCCAUUGAUGUUGGAUUUGAAUUCAACAAACAUAUUCAAUAUGAUGAUAUACAGCUGUAUAUACCAGAGAUUUUGCCAUAUUUUAACUGCACAGAAAUUAUUCUAAUGUCAAAAAAAUACAAUUGAAAUUUUUCGAUGGUUUGAAGAAUGGAAA